CUUUGACUUUAGAGCAUCUAACAACGCAAGACAUUUAGUACGCAAAUUCGUUAGAACAACUCUAGAAGUCUAGCAAAUCAACAAUGAACAAAGUUGUUUUAGUGGUGGUUUUAGCCACAGUUUGUGUGCUAUCAAAUGCUCUUGACUCUGAUGUUGUGCUAAAAGUACGUGGCGGUGUACGCACUUUGGAAGGUGAAGAUCUUGCAAAAGCUGUGGAAGUUCUCAAAAAUUCUUUGGAAAAAAUUGCCACCGGCGAAGAUGGACAGCAGUAUAAAGUGGGCAAAGUUAUUUUAGCUACUAAACAACCGGUAUCUGGAACUCUGUACAAGUUUGAUUGUGAGCUCAUCGACAGCAAUGAGGUGCCUAAAAAGUGCAUGGUCAAGAUUUGGUCUCAGCCAUGGUUGGAAAAUGGCAUAGAAGUCACUGUGGAUUGCGAGCAGUCAGAAACUCUGAUCAGAAGUCAUAGUGCCUAACUGAAUUUUCUAUGUAUUUUUUAUUAAAAAUUAUGAAGAAUUACGAAAAAUAAAAAAAAAUUGCUUAUACUAAACAAUA
Molecule: messenger RNA, 552 nt
Organism: Stomoxys calcitrans (stable fly)
Lineage: Eukaryota; Metazoa; Arthropoda; Insecta; Diptera; Muscidae
Product: sarcocystatin-A
Exons: 3
Coding region: 84-473 (129 amino acids)
Molecular function (GO): cysteine-type endopeptidase inhibitor activity
Source: RefSeq, a predicted model, not a curated record